This is a messenger RNA of Musca domestica (house fly), 1286 nucleotides long. It is a transcript of the gene Scp1, whose product is annotated as sarcoplasmic calcium-binding protein, alpha chain. Lineage: Eukaryota; Metazoa; Arthropoda; Insecta; Diptera; Muscidae. The transcript is spliced from 6 exons. The coding region runs from base 106 to 675 and encodes 189 amino acids. Gene Ontology annotation, molecular function: calcium ion binding. The record is from RefSeq and is a predicted model, not a curated record.
ACCGUCUCUAGUUCUCUUGCUGACCAAAAUACAGUUUGUCAAUCAGAAGCGAACGGGUCCUCAGAUAAAAUUGUGUUAAAAAAGAAUUCCAUAUAAAUUCUCACAAUGGCUUACUCUUGGGAUAACCGUGUCGAUUUUGUUGUUCGGUAUAUGUACGAUAUCGACAACAAUGGCGUGCUCGACGAAAACGAUUUCCAAUGCAUGGCCGUGAGAGCCUGUGUAGUGGAAGGCAAAGGCGACUGCAGUGCCAAUCGUUUGGCCGAGUACAAGAAACUGAUGAAGAACUUGUGGGUUGAAAUUUCCGAAAUUGCCGACGACGACAAGGAUGGAAAAAUUUCCAAUAAGGAAUUCAAAGAUGCCGUGCGUAAGACCUGCGUUGGAAAGAAAUAUAGCGAAUUUCCUCAGGCCAUGAAAGCAUUUAUUGAAUCCAAUUUCAAAAUUCUUGACAUCAACAGUGACGGCAUUGUUGGUAUUGAGGAAUACCGUUACAAUUGCAUUACAAGAAUGGCUAUUGAAGAUGUCGCUCCCAUUGACAAAGCUUUUGAAUCCCUCUUGAACGAUAACGAUAAGAAGGUAGGCGGUCUCAAUUUGGACCGUUAUCAGGAACUCUACGCCGAAUUCUUGGGCAACACUGCCGACAACCAUCCAGCUGUCUAUCUCUUUGGCCCCCUCUAAACAGGCUUAGGCCGUUUGUAGUCAGCGGCGAUCGUAGUUCGCCGAUGCAUCAUGGAGAACCAAAUAGCAAAAAUGUAAAAUCAACCAACUAUUUUUUUAGAAAAUGUAAAUGUCUUCGCUGUUGUUUGAAUUAUAACAACAUUAUGUAAUGCCCCAGAUAAGUUAUUAAUUAUUUGAUAUAUACAACUAUUUUUAAUGAGUUACUUUUACAAAACAACAACAAAAACACAACAUAUUUGUUUUUUAUUAUUUUCCGUUUUUUUUUAUUUGUUUUUAUUUUUAACAAAAACACUUGAAAACCCCAAAAAAUGGUAUCGGAAUGUAUCUAAUGUGUAAAAUCAACAACAACAAAUACACCACCACCACUUAUAAACAACAACAACAACACAAAACAAUCAUCUUCAUCUCUGUUGUAGAAUCGUCUGAAAGAAAGAUAAAAUCAAUAAAAUCAAAGAAGCCUAGUUUGUUAACGAAAACAUUAACACAACAAAAAUAAAGAGAAAGAAUCUUAACAGAAACACCAACGAAAUCUGCUCUCCCACAAAAAUAAAAUUGUUUUUUUUUUUAACUCAAAAGUCUCUCUCAAACUCUCUUUUAUUUGUAACACUCUU